Neurospora hispaniola is the source of this 765-nucleotide messenger RNA. Its product is annotated as mitochondrial import inner membrane translocase subunit tim-14. Gene Ontology annotation, biological process: protein import into mitochondrial matrix. NCBI's taxonomy places the organism in Eukaryota, Fungi, Ascomycota, Sordariomycetes, Sordariales, Sordariaceae. Gene Ontology annotation, cellular component: PAM complex, Tim23 associated import motor. The transcript has 3 exons. Gene Ontology annotation, molecular function: ATPase activator activity. The record is from RefSeq and is a predicted model, not a curated record. Bases 257 to 574 code for a protein of 105 amino acids.
GGCUGAUACGUUGCCGCUGCCGGCAAAAAAGUUCGCUUGAAUAACGGACAAACCUCGCCGUCCCGUCCUCGCAUCACCGAACUCCAUCCAUCCCAUUCUACCCGUGUAUCCGUACAUACGCCGGCCCGCCCAAGAUCAAUCCACCCACACUCGAUCACUGACGACAGCCUCAACUGAGCCUCAGUCCCUGGACGACGUCAACAUCAACCGACUCCCAUAAACCCAAUACAACCCAAACACAACCCGCACAAUCACAAUGUCGUCAGCAGUAGCUAUUGGCGCCGGCGUCGCCGUCGCCGCUUUCCUGGGUCGCGCAGGUCUCGUAGCAUGGCGCCGCUCGCGCGGCGGCGUUGGCGCCCUCGGCAAGGCUUUCUACAAGGGUGGAUUCGAGCCGCGGAUGAACAAGAAGGAGGCUUCGUUGAUUCUCUCGCUCAAUGAGCGCACCAUCACCAAGGACAAGAUUCGCAAGGCUCACCGCACCCUCAUGCUCCUUAACCACCCCGAUCGCGGCGGCAGCCCGUAUCUGGCCACCAAGGUCAACGAGGCUAAGGAGUUCCUUGAGAAGAGCGUCUAAGUUCCAUUUCGAUCGAUUUCGUCGACCUAUCAAUCUUUUCGGUCCAAACCGUCUCGAUGCAGUGCAACGCCAUGCGAGGCGAUUAAUUCGAUCGAUCUCGACGAUGGAACUGUGAGAGGCGAGUCUAGAGUCUCUUGGAGGUCUUACACAAACGAACAAUACAGAAUGACAUCCUUACACCACUCUCCAAC